GCCAUCAACAUGCGAUCCGAGUUGAGCUCCUUGAUUGUUAAAUAUUGAUGACGUCACAGCUCCUUUUAAGUCAUUGUAAACACAAUCGAGCAGCGAGGAAGCGACAACACAAUGACUGCUUAACUAGGUGGCCAGAAGCAAAGAUGAGGAUCCGUCUCCAGGGUCCCGGCCAUGCUGGCCUCCUCCUCGCCGAGCUCAACCGCUGCCGCCAAUCGGGCCGCUACUGCGAUGUGUCCCUGCAAGUGGGCAAGCGCACGUUUGCGGCACACCGCGCCGUUUUGGCCUGCGCUGGCACGUACUUUCGCAACUUGUUCAGCCAGUCUCCAUCGGCCCGCACCGACCCCGUCUCGCUGGAGUUUAUUUCCCCAUCCAACUUUGAGAAGGUGUUGAGUUUCAUGUACACUGGGGAGAUCUUGACGGAUCUCAUAGAUGUCGGGGUUCUUUAUGAGCUGGCUGAGAGGCUGGGCUUGAGCGAACUAGCGAGGGCGUGUCACGCCACCUUCCCAGACCUGCAGGGAUCCAUGUCAGCUAACGCCAAGGCUGGCAGCCCCGGAGACCUUCCGACUGCCUCCUCCGUCUGUUCCUCCACCGCCUCCUGCUCAUCUCUGUCGUCUUCUGCUGCCCCGACCCCUGCCGGUGCCCUGUCACCUCACGCCAAAGUCGGUGCGGUGCCGGAGCGCCGGUCUCCAGCUGGGACUGCGCCCAUGGACUUCAAAAUAGAAGACAUCCAGUCUCUUAUAGCCUAUGGGCAAAUCGUUGCAGAGAAACCGAGACGCUGCGUUUUAAGCAGUGAGGCGCUCUCUGUGGGUGCUGAACUCUUAACCAAGAAAGAGCAGACAUUGGAGGAGGCAGUUAAAGGCAGGCCGAAGGUUUCUGAGAAGACGAGCGACUCGGAGCCAUCCCUCGCCUGUCCCUUUCCCGAUUCUCUCGCUCGACUCGGCUCAGGGACCUCCUCGCCUUCGGAAGGUCUCGCUAGCAGCGGGGAAGAGUUGCUGGUUUCGCAGGGGAGCGAAGAACGGCGACCUCUGCGAUUCAAUGGCGCAGUUGGACAGACGACGGAGGAGCAGUGGGGGCGGCUGGCAGCCGAGAUCAUUGAACUGAGCGAUGACGACAACUUUAUGGAGGAGAGAGAUGAGGAGGACGACGAGGAUGAAGACGACCUCUCUGUGGAAAACGGACACGAAAAGGUUCUGGGAGACGUGCUGCUAUGUCAAGCCUGUGCGGCUCCUCUACCCGCAGAUCCGGCUGCGCUGCGGAGACACGCCGAGAGCCACGUGAACGAGCUCGGACAGUGCAGUCUGUGUGGCGUUUCGUUCCGGGACCGGGCCGCCGGGAUCUCCCACUCUCUCGCCCACGUGGGGACGCAGCUUUUCUCUUGUGACAUGUGUCACCUGGACUUCUGCAGCCAAAAGAAGCUGCUGCGCCACCAGCGGGAGAGCAGGUCCGCACGUGCCUUAGCGCAGCUCGGCCAAGGCUGUGAGCUACGGUGUGCCGUGUGCGCAAAAGGCCUCAGCAAGGACUUCCAGAUGGUGAGAGAGCAUGUCCUAAGCCACGUGUGUGCCCAAAGCCUGAGCUGCAGCGUUUGUCACCUGCCCCAACGCUCCCUGUGCUCUCUGCUGUGGCACGCCCUCACCCACCUUUCGCUGCCCGUCUUCCCCUGCCCCUACUGCGCCCGCUGCUUUGUAGAGCGCCCUCUACUGGACGCACAUGUGGCCGCGCACGGCGAGGACGCCAAGGAGCGCGAGGACAUCCGAGUGGUCACAGUAGGGGGAGAAAAUCUUUCGGGAACGGAGGCGCUCAAUUGCUUCCUUUGCCCACAGACGUUGCCUACCCCCUCUGCCUUCCUGUGCCACCUCAGCCAGCACACAUCGGAGUCCUUCGGGGGCGGCGGGGAAGGGAGAGGGGGUCCUGGCUUGUUAGGCAAGCGUAAGGCCGAGCAGCCUCUGGAGUACCCGCCCUCGUCUUCCUCCUCUCCGCAAAAGCUCGGAGGUCUCGGAAAGAUAAGUGGCACCAGUUUAGGCCCAGGAAGCGGAACGGGCCUCUGCUCUCCUGAUAAGUAUUUCCCGGGGUCCACGCACAGUUCGUCUUCCGUUGCAUUGACCAAUGGGAGCACGGGACACGACGGGGCGGUGGGCGUGCGCGGGAAAUGGUACCGCUGUCGCUACUGCGGGAAGUGCUUCGCACACUCGGGUGAGUUCACGUACCACCUGCGCAUCCACACGGGGGAGAAACCAUACCAGUGCAAGGUGUGCCUGCGCUUCUUCCGAGGCCGCUCCACCAUGAUCUGCCACCUCAAGACGCACGCCGGCGCGCUCAUGUAUCGAUGCACCGUCUGUGGCCUCUACUGCUCGACGCUCAAGACGAUGGCCGCACAUAUGGAGCUCCACAAGGACCAGCUGCCGGCCGAUUUCAACAUUGAGCACACCUUCAUGUAUAACGACCACUCCAAAGAAGCGCUGACUUCUGUGGACACUUGAAUGACUCCUGGCAGAGGCGUGUGUGGGUAUGUGUGUGUGUGUGUGUAGGGGUCAGGGGGUCAUGUGCAUUAAACACUCGAUUGUGGUAGAUGUAGUUGGCAUCUAAAAUGUGGCUACUUAAGUAGUUUAGUUCCAAAAUGCUUAUUUAGGGCCGCAAAAUAAUUAGCUGUAGUGACAGAAUAAAUAUAACAAAUUUUUAUUGUUGCCACAAUAUAUGUAUAAUAUGCACACAAAAUCCCAAUUACUAAUUUAUGUGCAUAAAAUGGCGCACAAGUAAAUAGAUAUAUAUAUUUUUUUAAACUUUAGUAACUCUAGAGGGCCUCUAUAUGAAAAUCCCGCUCUUACUUCCAUUUUUCUAC
Molecule: messenger RNA, 2836 nt
Organism: Syngnathus acus (greater pipefish)
Lineage: Eukaryota; Metazoa; Chordata; Actinopteri; Syngnathiformes; Syngnathidae
Product: zinc finger and BTB domain-containing protein 39
Exons: 4
Coding region: 48-2477 (809 amino acids)
Biological process (GO): negative regulation of transcription by RNA polymerase II; regulation of immune system process; regulation of cytokine production
Molecular function (GO): protein binding
Source: RefSeq, a predicted model, not a curated record